AUGCCUGUGUUUAAAAACCUAGUCGAGCUCUUCUCUAACUUGUCACCGCGACGCAAACGCGAGACCGAAGAUCAACGAUCUGCUGCUCGACGGGCUCAACCACCGCCCUCGACCCCUCCUCGUUCUCGACCAGCUGGAUCUAGUCGCAAUCCUUUUACCCUGGUAUCUGACGAAACCAACCUGACUGGAACUACCUCUCCCCAAAACGCUGGGAUCGCUCCUUUUCAAACUGUGUGUAUCUUCCCGUAUUUCCAUGCGCGUCCCGCCGAUAUUUGCUUUUGGCCGUCCAUAUUCCUUUUUGAUAACUCGACCCUCCACAAUCUCCUCGUCUUGCGCACUUAUCUCUCCGGCUCUGCCUGGUUUCUUGCUGCAAGCUACCGUCAGACUGGUCAUAGUUAUGUCGAUACUUUUUCGUCCCCAACCGGAUCUACAACCGCAGACGAACCAUUGCGCACGCGUUUCUCCCACCCUUCUCUAAAUCCCAAUACCCGGUUAGACAUGUCCCAUCGGAACCCACAGCCUUUCCCUGCCGGCAGGCAAAAGCUGAUACCCUCACCCAUUCCCAGGCCGGGUGAUUCGUCGCAGAUGUUGAACAAGGACCAACAGAAGGAUUCCCAGAAUCGGCAAGAUGAGGCUCGUUUGCUCGGAGCCAGAUAUCGUGACUCUAACGCUGUCAAGAUACAGCCCGGAGUUAAUUCUAGGAACAAGAAGCCAGGGGUAAAUGCCAGCCUUUACCUCCGUGACUAUGACAUCCCAUCUGAUCCUCGGUCACAGUCUAGCUUCGCGUUCUCCCCCCGGGACAAAAUUUCACAAAAUCAGAAUGCCCGAAGCAGCGGGCCGGUCCGUUCUUACGGAGAAUCAAAUCAACAAAUUUCACGGAGAAAGUCUCCCCAAUUUGAGCAUGAGUUCGAAGAGUCGAGUCGGCCAACCAAGAUGCGGCGCCAGAGUGAAACCAGCGAUGCCAUUGAGCUUACGGCCCCAGCAACUUCAGCUAUGAAUCGGUUGGGACAGGGACCCACGUCCCCCCUCUACCACCCAAACGCAACUCGUCGCAACCGACAUGAAGGUUUCAGGGACGCGGAGAAUGGCGUCAAAGUAGCCGAGAGCUCUAUUCGUCCUCAUCAUGGCCAAUUAUCUUCUGCUCACUCUCAGGAUGAAAGGUUUACCGAAACAGCAGCGCAGCAACGGCGAAAUCAGGCGAGAUCUACGGAUCUCCGACUGUCUCAUGUCAAUAGCAAAUCAAACCAGACUAAUGAGGCCGUUGUCAUUGGAAGCAUUGAGGCUGGACCAAAGAGAGCUGGUCGGAAUCGCAUUGCAGCUCCUUCGACGAACUCCCAUCGUUCUGUCAACAACAGGGAAAGUCCAGAUGAGCUUCAGGGCGACAUCACCACACAUCCAGUACUGCGAUCCUUCUCAGGAACACAACUCCAAUCCACUCGCCCAUCCAAACCCGGAAUUCGCACAGAAACACCGACUCGAAAACGCUCCCCGUCCGAUACCCGACUUCCAGACUCGCCGCCACCACCGGUCACCAAAAAGGCCAAGAUCUCUCAAAAGAACUCUGAUAAGAAACAUCUAGCGCGAUAUUUCCGAAUCGGCACCUUGGGCAAAUCUUGCGAUAUGAGGCAAUUCGUCCCAAUUUAUUCCAACAAGGAAGGUCUUGAACUUCGUGAGGAUGCACUCGGCGAGGUUAACACGAUAUCGAUACUUUUCCGGCAAAUUCAUCAGAUUAUCACCGGCGAACCGCCCAGCCGGAAAGUGAGAAUCAAAAUGUCGCAAGGUUCCAUCCAAGAGGACGACCAGCUCGAUCUUGAGUUUUGGACCACCGAAGAAAAGCUCAAGUUCCUGGAAGUGUUGCAACAAGCCAAUCAUAUUAAACUACAGCGUCAUACCAAGGAGAUGAAAUGGAUGGACAAGGCAUUUUUGAAAUAUGAAAAGCAAUUCCCACAGGAGAAAAAGCUGCCCAAGAAGCGGGUUCUUGAUGAUGACUUGGUGGAAGCUCGCGAUCCUGCGCACUCUCCUCCUCCCUCACGACGGCCCAAACUUUCAAAAUCCUUGAGAGAUGACCAUGGUGAAGUCAACAGUGUCAAUUCACUUGAGAUCAAAUGUGCUGCUCAGGAAACCGGAAGAGAUGGAAACGGCAAUGUCAAUUCUCGAACGUCUGCCAAAGAGCAACAGAAUUCCCGACAUCUUGAUGCCCAUACUGGAGUUGAUGUUCGACCUACCGUCAACCCACUGGAACGCGAGACCCGAUCUUCUACCCGCCGUCUCGCUAACAAGCCCGGCGCGUCGAAUGGAGAGAUUACAUCUGAAGCAAACUCGAACUCACUUCACAGGGAUGAUUCUUUCAGGCACAAUUGGAAGAAACCGUUGGUGUAUCCGCGAAAUGGAAAGAAGAAGGCCGAAGUCACACUUGGCGAUCGUGAACGGUUACUUAGGGACGACUUCCUGAACGAUAACCUGAUCGCUCUCUACAUGCGUUUCCUCCAGGAUCAUCUCGAACGCACCAACCCAGAGGCUGCCAAGCGGGUCUACUUCUUCAACACCUACUUCUUUGCGACUCUCACGAACACCCCACGGGGCCACCGUGGGAUCAACUACGGUGGUGUAGAGAAGUGGACUCGGAACGUCGAUCUCUUCAGUUAUGAUUAUAUCGUCGUUCCGAUUAACGAGAAUGCGCAUUGGUACGUUGCGAUCAUUUGCAACUUGCCAAGUUUGUCUCUUGGUUCUGCCGACGCCGUAGAGCCGGUUCAAACACCGACUCUGCAGAAAGAAUCAUCCAAUGCAUCUGAGAGUGAGAUCCAGGAAAUUGAAGAGACCCCUGAGCCGGAACCAAAGUCAAAGUCAGAGCUCAGCGCUUCUAACAAAGCCAGUCAACCCCGUGAGAUUCGGAAUGAACCUGAGAUCAGGGGUGACUUCAUUUCUCUGCAGAUUGAGGGAGAUGAACAUGCGAUUCAGGGUGCGAAGAACCCGCUUCCACCCCCAAAUCUCUCCAAAUUCGCAGCCCAAAAGCUCGCCCAAGACCAGGCCGCGGCUUCGCAACCGACAAACAAAUCAAAGAAGAAACGAACCGGGUUGAAGUUGGAUCCCAACCAAACAACCAUCAUCACAUUUGACUCCCUCGACAUGCCUCGCUCCCCAACCAUCAGAAUACUACGCGAGUACAUCUGCCGCGAAGCUGUGUCUAAACGCGGCGUGGAACUGGAAUCGAACGAUGUCAAGGGCAUGCGAGCUCGCGAUAUCCCCCUUCAGCCCAAUUUCUGGGACUGCGGUCUUUACCUGCUAGCAUACUUGGAGAAGUUUGUUCAAAGCCCUGAUUGGUUCAUCACGAAGGUGCUACAGCGGAGUAUGAGUUCUAAGGAUGACUGGCCUCCACUAGGCUCAGGUCUCCUGCGGUACCGUCUUGGCAAGUUCCUGGACGAGCUGUACGAGGAACAGCGACAAGCCGAUGAGCCUGUCAUGGCAGCUAGACAACCCGUUUCAUUCCUGCUUGGCCCGCCCCUUCCUUGUCAGGAGGAAAUUCCAAGUGUUGAUGUGGUACCUGAGUCUCAGCAUGAGACGGAUCGUUCAAAGCACCCUGCGAAGACUGCCAAUUCAGGGACUGAAGACUCGAGUGAAGACUCAACCGCGGACCAGAUGCAUCUCUUACCUACCGAAAACCCCCCGGAAUCAAACAACCCGAAACCAAACAAAGCAUUCUCCAACCCACCUGCAGACGCAAAGUCGCAAAAUGAUCAUGUUGCCCCACCAAAGCAGGAACCCGUUAUCCAAGUACCCGGUAGCCAGGAAGAGCCCGAAGUGCCAGGCACACCGCCCCUUACAAGAAAAGAACGAAAGAAACAAAGCCCACGAGGCCCUUCGCGAAAGAGAUGA
Messenger RNA from Penicillium samsonianum, 3873 nucleotides. RefSeq lists its product as uncharacterized. The transcript is spliced from 4 exons. Gene Ontology annotation, biological process: protein desumoylation. NCBI's taxonomy places the organism in Eukaryota, Fungi, Ascomycota, Eurotiomycetes, Eurotiales, Aspergillaceae. Gene Ontology annotation, molecular function: SUMO-specific endopeptidase activity. Bases 1 to 3873 code for a protein of 1290 amino acids. The record is from RefSeq and is a predicted model, not a curated record. Gene Ontology annotation, cellular component: nucleus; cytoplasm.